This is a messenger RNA of Daphnia carinata, 3069 nucleotides long. RefSeq names its product protein zntD-like. Gene Ontology annotation, molecular function: zinc ion transmembrane transporter activity. The transcript has 8 exons. Gene Ontology annotation, cellular component: plasma membrane. NCBI's taxonomy places the organism in Eukaryota, Metazoa, Arthropoda, Branchiopoda, Diplostraca, Daphniidae. The record is from RefSeq and is a predicted model, not a curated record. The coding region runs from base 642 to 2036 and encodes 464 amino acids. Gene Ontology annotation, biological process: zinc ion transmembrane transport.
ACGUGUGUGGCUAGUGCAGACCACUUCUUCAAGAUAAAUUCAUUCAGUGGCUUAUCACAUGUCGAGCGUGAUUGUGAAAUUUUGUUUUACAAAUUGUUUUCUCAAUUUUAAUCUCCGAAAAUUUACGCCCUCAACUAUUUGGAUAUCAACUCGUGAAGUCUCACGUUUGCAUCAUCAUCCAACAACCAGCUAUACAGUACCAAGAUCCCCCACGUGUUUGAAAAGGAUGGGGCCACAGUGCACAGCAUGGAAUGUUUAUAGAAAGAAAACGUUUCCUUGCCAAGGUGGAUUCACAAGGUCGCCAAAUGUAUCUAGAUAUCUCACAGGUGGGAUCUCGGGGCGCUCUCUUGUGUGCCCUGUUGUCCCAUCUCUUGGGAAUGUCAGAAGAAAUGGAAAAUAGUGGACACGUCUAGCAGAGUGUUUUAGACCACUCAGUUUAUUGUGAUUCAAUCCUCUGACUGGAUAGUACCAUAGCAACUGUGAGCACGACACUACUUGCUUGUGGCUUUCCGUGUUUAUUUGGAUUCCCAGUUUCCAGAAAACUGAACUAGUAAAAACCCAUGAGAGAUUUUCUGUGCUAAGGUGUUGCUUGGCCCCGGUACUAUUCAUUCCUUCGUGCUCAAUCAUCGUAUGAAAUCAAAAUGAAUUUACUGGAAGCGAAAUUCUUGACAAUGUCUGUCCUUGGAUUAGUUUCAAUUCUCCUUGGUUUAUUACCAAUACUGAUUGUAAAGAAGCUUGGUUUGACAAUGUCAUCGACCGGGAACGCCAUGUCGGCGUUCACUCGAACAGCUCUUUCAGGGAUCUUAUGUUUUGGCGGAGGAGUAUUAAUGGGAACGGGUUUCCUUCAUCUGUUGCCUGAAGUCCAUGAAGGAUGGCAGAGGUAUACAAAGGAAAACGACAUCGACGUGAACCUCCCUCUUGGCAUUGUUGUCAUCUGCGCUGGUUUCUUUCUUGUCUACUUUGUGGAAGAACUGGCCCAUCUGAUGGCUGAUCGUCACGCCCAUAACGAAACAGACGUAUCCAUUCACCGUGCAGUAUCUAUUCGGGGUUGCCCCGUUAGUCUUGAAGGUCCAGCUCCACCUUGCGAGCCAUCCGGGUGUCAAAAUGCGGAUAACGAAGCGUCAUGCCAAGACAGCACUAUUUGCCAAUUGGAUUGCGACGUCAAGGAGUUUUGUCGUGAUGUCACUGAAGGAGGAGAAUGUUCUUCGAAAACAUGCCCUCCCGCCGAAGGGACGAGCACUGCAAUUCGCCACCUCGACCCGAUUGAAAGGAACGAUGGCUACGGAACAUUCGGAACCGUAGAUAGCCAGAAGAAUCACGCAAAGCGUGACCUCGAGCACGUAGGAGAAAACCAUCUGGUGAAUUGUAAUCUACGCUGUGGAAAUCAAAACUCAAAACCGUCACACUGGACGGUAGACGGGGAUGAUUUUUUUCAAAAACGUUCACUGUCGAGCGGUCAACACAGCCACGACUUGCAUCACCAUCAUGGAUUGAUGAUGGAGAAUGGACACUGCGUCGGAGCUCCGCUCCGCGGAUUACUUUUUAUCGUUGCUCUGUCACUACACGAAAUCCUGGAAGGUGUAGCCGUCGGUCUGCAAAAGAAUCAAUCUGGCGUUUUGCAGCUUUUUGCUGCUGUGGCCAGUCAUAAGUUCGUGAUCUCCUUUUGUGUGGGCCUCGAGUUCUCCACUAGUGGAAUCUCAUUACUCAGACAUACUAUUUACAUCCUUGUCUUUUCUCUCGUCACUCCAUUAGGAAUUGGCAUUGGUAUCUUUAUGACUAUCACUAGCUCUCGCGAAGAAAAUCUUGACGAUUCCUUGAGUUCGUUGAUUAUGCAAGGUCUUGCCUGUGGAACCAUACUUUACGUAGCUUUUUUCGAAAUUCUCGAGCGAGAGCGAUCGAAAUCCAUCGUUGGAUUGAUUCAAUGGAUAUUACUUGUUUUCGGAUUCUGUGCAAUCAUGGGAUUGCAAAUGUUAGCUACUGAACCGGAUUUCGAAUUGGACCAUUCGAAAUCAAACGUCACCAUUCGGGAAACGUAACUGCAAAUUGAAGUUAUUCAUUCAGUUCUACAAAUUCAACACCUUACUUACCUUUUGCUUCCUUUUAAAGAUUUAACCUAUGUAAACAGAAAUGAAAUGCAAAUCCGUUGGUGUGCGUCGAAAACAAUACCGAAAUAACCUAAUGACACGUAACUAUACCUAAGUUAAUAGCAUUCCUAUAUUAUCUCGUUAAAAAAAAAGUUAACCACAACAAUGCAAAACUCUCCUAUGCAAAACUACGAAAUAAACUCGGAGCCAGGCAAUAUAAAUUUUUAUUACACCAGGACAUGUUUAUAUAUUUUUCCACACACCACAAGAAUUACCUAUUGAUUGUAGAAGCUUAGCGCAACAACAGUGAUGCCGAUGAAUCAUCUGAGACUGUGGUAAACAUACGUUGAUCAAACGAUCACCUACGUUGCUGUAAUGACAGGCAGCGCAAAAAAGGAUUGAGCAUUGUUUCUUGAGCAAGGAAAAGAGAAAGUCAAACUUUAGGAUAACGGUGUUCUUCCAAAAAGAAAAGUGAAAACAUAAAAGGAAAUGGAUAUAGAAGUAUCCCCCGCAAUUAACUCUGAUUCAGCCAAUAAAAAGAGGAAGAUUGGGCAAAAUACAGAGACCUCCAUAUCCACUUCACUUUUCAAUAAUAACUCACGCAUUAUCCCACGGGCCCCACGGGUGAUACGUGAUGGAAAGGUGGCUGUUAUCUAUCAACCACAUCACGGCCUCGGCUGGUACUCAGAACACCGAAUAGAAGCUCUCCUUUUCGCUCCCGAGAUUGUUGACAUGAUCGAAAACGAUGUUUCGGGAUCCAAAAUUUAUGAAUACUGCUAUAAGAUGAAUUAUGGUUGGAGUGUGAUGGAUACUAUUUGUUAUGGCCUCAGUAUCAAAUGGGUGCCAGUUUCUGAAGAAUUCCGAAUCCAUGAUAGUGAUGGCAGAGAAACAGUUGUUAUGAAAUCUACUGAUCAAUGGUUCAAAGCAUAAAGCUGUAAAAAAUUGUUUUGUACAGAUUUAAUAUGACAACAAAAUUAUCCCAAUA